Messenger RNA from Anopheles arabiensis, 4352 nucleotides. Its product is annotated as ankyrin repeat domain-containing protein 29. The record is from RefSeq and is a predicted model, not a curated record. Lineage: Eukaryota; Metazoa; Arthropoda; Insecta; Diptera; Culicidae. The transcript has 8 exons. Gene Ontology annotation, molecular function: protein binding. Bases 1529 to 2536 code for a protein of 335 amino acids.
GAUCGGCUGUGGAAGGAAAAUCAACACGAUUGUUUUCCGUCCGUCCGUACCGAGUGUGUGUGUUAGUGGGGGGAGUAUAGAUAUAUUUUUAAAUAUCGAUCACACGCGUGCCGCCGAUUCGAGCUGAGCGCUCGAAAGGGGAAUACCGAUCGAUCAGCUGUUGAUCCAUCCACCCACUUAGAACCAGGUGGGCUUGUUUGGUGUGAUUAAGACCAGGUGAUUCAUUGUUUUGAAACAAACACACACACGCACAGUGUGUGUUAUCUGUGGUGUGUGCAUCGGUGUGACAAAUAUAAGAUCAACCAGGCAAAAGCAAGUUCUAAUUCCACUUCUCCGUUGCUGCUGUCUGCGGUUGGCGCGUGGCAUGUGUUGUGGUGUGGCCCUACGUGGGUGAUACGUUUCAUUAGUGUCGUGUGUGUUCUGUAUUCGUUCUGGAAGUUGUUACAGCUCAUUUAGUGCUGCUUAGUGGUUCCGUGUGUGUCGUCUCGUUUCUACUGGUGGUUGAUUAGAGUUUGCAAAACUAGUAAAAAAAGUGUGUUUAUGUUUGUUAAUAUUUUUGGAUUUCACAACAAAAAUCAACGGCACGCAUAGAAACACCUUAACCAACAUCCCCAACCCGAGAAGGGGCACUGGAAUCACAGGAGGCUUUUGCUGUGCGGACGGGUGCGUAUCUCGAGUGUGUGAAAGGGAAAAGUAGGCGCUGCCUGCGAAGUUGCCAUUUGAUCUGUGAAUGUGACGUGCGUGCGACCAGGCUUGAAGAAGCUGCGAGUGUGGCAAAGUGGACAGCAAAAAACAAGGAAAUUAUCUCGCUUAAAGCAGGGCGGUGCCCUACAUAUUGCCCUACGCAUUUGAUCCCUGGGUUUGCGGUCGUUAUUUGUUUUUGCCGUUCAUCUCUCUUCGAUUAUAAAUACGUUUCCGUUGUAAUUCCCGCGUUUAAUUGCCUCCGAUUAGUGUGACAAAAAGUGUGAUUAAGUGAGUAAAGCGAUAAAAACAAAUCCCGCGCCUGUAUCACCCGUGUGUGUGUGUGUGUAGUAAGAAACAAAGAGAGCGUGCUGUGGGAGGAGGGCUAAUUCACUCGGUUUUGCUCGUGGCCCCGAUCGAAUGUGUCUUUAUCGCUCUUUAAUAGUGUGUUGAAUGUGUAGCAGAAAAAGAGAAGCUACACAAGCUGUUUUCUUCGCGUGAGCUUAAUUAAAUACUAUCUACCGUCGGAGCACAAGGCCACAGAGAGAAAGAGAGCAUUAAAGAAAGAAGGGCUUAGAAAAGGGAAAAAACCAUCUUCAUUGGACGCGCGCUCACGCUUCCCUUUUUGUGCUGUGAAGGAGAAAGCAGCGGAAGCAGCGCCCGUCCCAGUGGACACAAGCUUUCGUCAUUUUCAAUCAGUCCCCCCGUCCAUCCCGUUCGCGAAAGGUUCAAUCGAUCCUGAAACUGCAACUACUGCUACAACACAGCACUUCAACACCGGUGACGGGGGCGCAGACGAGGAAAACAGUCCCGUCUACGCUCGGCAAAUCGGAUCAGCGAAAUUGGAAUGUCAUUGAAGAAAGAAACCCUUUCGGACGUACAGCUACACCUGGCGGCAGUGCGCGGUGACGAGAUGCUGCUGAGACGUGUGUUGGACAGCGGCAAGGUGCACGUCGACUGCCGCGAUGAGGACUACACCACACCGCUAAUUCUGGCUGCCGCCGGUGGACAUACAGCUUGCGUCAUCGAGCUGCUGGAGCAGGGUGCCGAUCCGAAUGCACGCCGAGUGACCGGUACGACGGCACUGUUCUUCGCUGCGCAGGGCGGUUACGUGGACGUUGCCAGGAUACUGCUCAAGGCAGGGGCGCCCGUCGACUGUUCGUCCGUGGAUGGCGGAACGCCACUGUUCGUUGCCUGCCAGGGCGGCCACGAAGCCAUGGUGAGCGAGCUGCUAAGCCACGGUGCCAGCGUGCACGCCUGCAUGAAGGACCGAGCGACACCCCUCUUCAUAGCGGCACAGAACGGCCACAGCUUGGUGCUGAAGCUCCUGCUAGCCGCCGGUGCGAACCCGGAUGCACCGCGCAAUGAUGGCGCCACACCACUCUGGAUAGCGGCCCAGAUGGGCCACGAUCACGUCGUCAAGAUACUGCUCCACAAUGGCGCCGUGGUGGAUGCUGUACGAUGUGAUGGAGCGACGGCCCUGUUCAAGGCGGCCCACAAGGGACACAGUGCGGUGGUGCAGGAGCUGCUCAAAUUCCGCCCGAAUCUGGGCCGGCUAGCGAACGGAGAGACGGCCUUGCAUGCCGCCGUCAUGUUCGGCCAUCUGCCGAUCGUGAAGCAGCUGGUAGCGGCCGGUGCCGACUGUACGAUCGCGAAUCAGGACGGCUACACACCGUUGCAGCUCGCCCGGCAGCAAAAGUUUGCCGCCAUCCAUCAGUACUUGAAGGAGCGUGAGCAGCUACAGAAGCAACCGACAGCCGGCGGAACUCCAAAACGUAUGGGACCGGCCUCAAACCAAAGCAAAGCACCGGCGGCCAAAGGAGCUGCCGCCCCAUCAGUAGCCAUCACUGGUUAGAGGGGGAGGGUAGAGAGCAAGCGAGCUUUCACCCCAUCGUUACCCAUUUCGUCCGACAACGCCUAUUCCUUCCAGUGUUUUGUUAUUUAAUCUUUUAAUCAAACUAACAGUAAGCAAACUAGAAUAGUGUUUCGGAGCAAUUGGUUCCUUUCGAAAGUUUCGUCUUCCUAUGCAAGACACCAGUGUUUAACACUGCUGGCAGUAAUUGGAGAUUAAUCAUUGACUUAAAAGCUUCAAUUUAACUGCUCCUAAAAGCUCAAAAUACUCUCUCGAUGUGCUCAAAAACAAACAUACGUAAUCAGUACGAAGAAAUCAGUAUACGCUGCACAAACACUCGCAAUACUGUGGAUGCAAUCCUGCACAAUAAAAUGCACCCAGCAGCACCGGCACUGUGGUUGGACGUGACACUUCCGGCUCUGUUCCAGUCCCACAGCGACCCGAGCAUUCCCAUGCGGUCAUCACAAUAUCACUUCUGCGGUUCAUGCCAGUGCUGUGCUGUGCCGGUCAUGGCAACGAUUGUCGUUAAACGUUAUCGUUAUUAUUGCUGCUAUUUACCCCGCUCCAGGAGACAAAAUAUUAUUUGACCCCGGACGGAUCAGGACGGACACCGACAGCCGACGGAACAAAACCCAGGUUGCUGUCAUUCGAUAGCAAGUAAAACCUGGAGCUGCAAGUAAAAGUUAGAAUCGCUUGUAAAGGAUAGCGACACAACGUCGGGUCGGGUGCCGUAUAGGAUCAAAGAAUGGCGCACACUGGCGAACGUACACCGGAAGUGCUAGUGCACUUCUGCUAUUGACACAUCCCGUCCCGCGCUACCGUUCUCAUCCCAAAGCCGCAAUGACAUCCUACCACGCUUCAGCUAGCAAACGAAAGGAUUGGUGGAGUAAGUUUCGCAUACUUUUACUGCGACCACAAAUCGCGAAUCCUUUUCGAGGUUGCUCCCCCCCUCUUUUACGAUGGACUGUAUGUGCCUGUGUUAUGGGUGAACCACCCGCUGCGAGCGAGAUUGAAAUCGAACAUCAGAGACCCACGAAAGCAACCACUUCAAUGAAAACUGUCGUGCGCCUUGGUGUGGUGUCCUUCCCAGCCGGGCGGUUCCGGUACACCGCGAAGAUGACACCGCGGGAACACGGAUGUGGUGGUGUGCGUGCAGCAAUAAUAAAAAAAAAAACAACAACUGUCCCAGGCUCCGGCUUUUUGCUGGCCUCCCAAAUGCCAUCAUCAUCGUCAUCGUCGUGGUUGUGCAGAGAAACCACCAACGGUGCCGGGAAAAUGGGAAACUUUCAUUCCGCUUCCAUAGCACGCGCGGAGAUUGCGCCUUGCGCGGACAGCAGCAGGAUGAGCAGAGUGCCCCGCACACACACACAUACAUAGGAAGCAACAAAAAAAGAGCGUUCUUCACCUGAUUGUAAUGUCCCGGACAAACGGGCCAACGCUGGAGGACGUUGGCAUGGACAUUGAUUUGUGAUUGCAUGGCAGGCCCGAGAGCGCAGCAAAACGAACCCGCUUGGAGCAGCGUUGCCAACCCAACGCAAUGAUAAAGGUGUAAUGAAAGUGUUAAUAUCGGACUGGAGGAAACUCCCUCACGCCCGCUGCUGUAGUAGUCUUCAGAGAAGUUCCGGAAGGUUAGAGCGAUAUAUUGGUGUCCUUGUGCCGUUGUGCCCGGGACACGUAUUAAGAGUGUAGUGAUAUAGGUUUGCUUCUUGCCUAGAGAACUUGUUGCUUGUUGCCGCCGCUGGCGGAGAAAACGCUCGUUACAACCAAUGCUGAAAUACGAAUAAACCCCUGUCUAGUAUCCGAAGCAAAGUUUCCUGAA